This is a messenger RNA of Bipolaris zeicola 26-R-13, 504 nucleotides long. RefSeq lists its product as uncharacterized. Bases 1 to 504 code for a protein of 167 amino acids. The transcript has a single exon. The record is from RefSeq and is a predicted model, not a curated record. NCBI's taxonomy places the organism in Eukaryota, Fungi, Ascomycota, Dothideomycetes, Pleosporales, Pleosporaceae.
AUGUACACUUCACUUUUUGCACCGCUUUUUCUUCUCCUGUCCAUCUUCCACUUGGCAGCUGCCACCCCCUCGGCCAGAAAUGUCAUCAUCCCAGGUCGCCUGAACAAUGACCUGGACACCCGCCAAGUCUCCGUCACCCCUUCCCAGCAAGAACUCUGCCUCGACUACGAGCGCACAGCAAACAUAUCCACUGUCGGCGCUAAUGGAUCCUACCGUACCGUCGUAAUGCAAAAGGCAAACGUGGGCACUCUGACCAGUGCCGCCCUGAUGAACGCAGCCAUGGCCAAGCUGCCCGCCCUCACCGCGGACAGGGACUUGAACUCCCGCUGUGGAAACUGGACUGAGAUUGCGCUGGUCGAGGCUGAGAAGAACUUUACCCAGGGUAUUGUGCUGCAGUUCACUACCGAGGGCUUGCCUGUUGGCAUCAAGAACGGCCCUGAAGUAAUAGUCAUUGUAGCUCUGAUUUGUGUGCUCUUCAGUGUCGUUUGGGUCUUUGCAGAGUAA